AAAGCCUCAGUUACUCACUCAAGGCUCCUUGCCCAGUGCCAGAAAGCCUCACUCCUUUUGCCAUUCACUUGGGAGAAUGAAUAAAUUUAGGCAAAUCAGGAGCAGGGCAAAUCUGGAGAAAUUACAAAGGGGAGGAGUUCACCUUCCUGCUAUGGUUUUCAGGUCUGUCCUGGACUACUUACUCCAGUAUAAAACUGAGAGCAGAAAUAUGAUCACAUCCUGAGGAGUCUAAUCAAUUCUGGUUUCAACACUGAGCCUAUUUAAAAUAGAGAAUGGAAUUGCUGCUCCUUGCUCUCUCCUGCCUGCACUUUCUCAAGACAGAGGCUGUAGUGGGCCACUGGUGCUAUCGGACCCAGAAGUGUGAGCAGCCACAGUGUGAAGAUCCUCCUCGGUGGCACCUGGUGAACGCAGAGUGCAAGGGGAGCAAACAGUCCCCUGUCAACAUUGUCACCCAAAAUGUGGUUUUUGACAAGAGCCUCAAGCCCCUGACUUUUGAAGGGUACGACGUGAAGGGCUCAGCCAAGUGGCUCCUGGAAAAUAAUGGUCACACAGUUAAAGUGGCACUAAACUCGUCCCCUAAAUUCGGAGGAGGAGGCCUGAGGAGGAAAUACAAGGCAGUAGAAUUCCAUUUGCACUGGGGAGUCCCAGGGGAGCCCCAAAUCAUCCCUGGCUCAGAGCACAGCAUAGAUGGGGAGAAAUACCCCAUGGAGCUGCAUGUUGUGCACAUAAGAGAAGAUGUUUCAGAUGUGACAGAAGCCAAGAAAACUCCAGAGGGUUUGGCUGUGCUGGCCUUCUUUGUGAAGGCCGAUGAGGAAAAUAAAAACUAUGCAACUCUUCUGAGUGAAUUAGAGAAUGUUAAAUUCAAAGGGAACACAGCACAGAUGGAUCCUUUGCCACUGAUGUCUCUUCUCCCACCUGAGGAAGACCUUGGGAAGUACUACAGGUAUGAGGGGUCCCUCACCACCCCUGACUGCCACGAGGGAGUCAUCUGGACCAUAUUUGAGAAGCCAGUGAAGCUCAGCCUGGCCCAGCUCUCCCAGUUUGCAGCACUGCACUUUGACUCGAGCAACUCCUCGGCCAUGACGGAGAAUUUCCGGCCGCCGCAGCCGCUGAACGGGCGCAAGGUGCUCUGGUCAGGGGCCAGCAUCCCCCUGCCCCUGGCAAAGCUGCUGCUGCUGGCCCUGGCUCUGAGCUGCACCCUCAGCUCCCUGGGCCACUGAGCCCUUCCCACCCCAUCCACACCCUGCUCCUUUAGUUCUUGUUAUUUUUUGCUGUUCUUUGUGUCAGCCUCUGAUGGAUUGUGUCCCAGUACAGAAUAGCCUUGUUCUCCUCCAGACACGAACCGAGGGCUUCUGUGCUGCUCUGGUGGAACCCAAACCACCAGAACUUAGAGGAACAGGGAGAUAAAGCAAUGAAAAUGCAAAUUUUAAAGCCAAUACACUUAGAGAAAUUGGAUUUUGUCCCAAUACAGAAUAGCCUUGUUCUCCUCCAGACACGAACCGAGGGCUUCUGUGCUGCUCUGGUGGAACCCAAACCAUCAGAUAAAGCAAUUUUUAAAAGCCAGUACACUUAGAGAAAUUGGAUUAUCCUGUAGUUUUAACCCAGCACUGGAAGGAGCUGCACAGAGACCCUUGGACAGAAAUCUGUUCUUAAGUGCCUGUGAAGGGGUUGGAGCAUGUUUACAUUCAGCACUGCAAAUCUGGCAGGGAAAUGUGGAGUAAAUCCUCCAGUCCCACACUGUCCUACCUGAAGGUACAACACAGAGCAAAGACAAAAUGCUCACACACAACCCAGCAGCAUCUGGCUCAUCCCCUCAGGGAAGGGCACUCACCCAACACACAAAUCCCCCUCCUUCCUCCAGAACAUCUCAGUUAAUUUCAGAUAAGGACACUGGAUUCCUUCCCCCAUCUCCUGCUGGGGCUGUCAGGUCCCUCUGUUAUUUAUUCAUCCUUCUCUGGGAUGCCAUGGCCAAUGUGAUGUGCUGGGAAGCAACAGGGAGGCUCAUCCCCACGGACCAGAGGCACAUCUGUGGAAAUUCCCUCUCUUUGAGGGCUGCUUUUCAAGCAGGAGACUCUGAUGAUCCCUUGUAGUUGUAAUUUGCCUGAUAAAA
Messenger RNA from Ficedula albicollis (Collared flycatcher), 2110 nucleotides. It is a transcript of the gene CA4, whose product is annotated as carbonic anhydrase 4. Gene Ontology annotation, molecular function: carbonate dehydratase activity; zinc ion binding. The coding region runs from base 273 to 1220 and encodes 315 amino acids. Gene Ontology annotation, cellular component: plasma membrane. NCBI's taxonomy places the organism in Eukaryota, Metazoa, Chordata, Aves, Passeriformes, Muscicapidae. The record is from RefSeq and is a predicted model, not a curated record. The transcript has 8 exons.